Calidris pugnax (ruff) is the source of this 13115-nucleotide messenger RNA. It is a transcript of the gene FREM2, whose product is annotated as FRAS1 related extracellular matrix protein 2. The coding region runs from base 1 to 9813 and encodes 3270 amino acids. NCBI's taxonomy places the organism in Eukaryota, Metazoa, Chordata, Aves, Charadriiformes, Scolopacidae. Gene Ontology annotation, cellular component: membrane. Gene Ontology annotation, biological process: cell communication. The record is from RefSeq and is a predicted model, not a curated record. The transcript is spliced from 26 exons.
AUGAGUAAAAAGCCAGAGCCUGCCACUGGGAAUUUUAAAAGGCGAGUAACUCCUGCAAUCUCAGGCGCUUCUUAUCACGCUUUUAACUGCGGACACGAGGUGGCAGAAGCGCUGCGAAGGUUUUCCUCCCCGCCGCUGCGACGGGCGCGGGGCCGCCACUCGGCCCCUCAGCGGAGCGCAGCCGCCGCUGCCGGGGGCUCCCGGCGCUUCGUCCCGCCGGCAAGGACGAUGCAGGUUCUCCGCGCCGCGCCGCGGCGGCUGCUGGCCGGCUUGCUGCUGCUGGCCGGCUGCGUCUGGGUGGGAGCGCCGGAGCCGCCGUCGGGGAGCGCCGCGGUCUCCUCGCCAUGGGCACCGGAGGAGACCCCCGUCGUGGUGGCCAACCGCGGUCUGCGGGUGCCCCUGGGCCGCUCCGCCUGGCUGGACCCCGCGCGGGACCUGGUGCUGCAGGUGCAGCCGGGGGACCGGUGCCACCUCACCGUGCUGGACGAGGACCCGCUGUGGCAGCGCCCGGGCCGCCUGAGCCCCAGGCGCUUCCCCUGCGACUUCGGGCCCGGCGAGGUGCAGUACUCCCACCUGGGGGGCCGCAGCCCCGCGCGGGACCGCGUCCGCCUGCAGCUGCGCUACGACUCGCCCAGCCGCGCCCUGGUGCUGCCCCUGGUGCUGGAGGUGGAGGUGCUCUUCACCCAGCUGGAGAUCGUCACCCGCAACCUGCCCCUCACCGUCGAGCGCCUGCGGGGCACCAGCAACCCGCUGGACGCCCGCAGCCUGGAGUUCGCCUUCGAGCCGGGCCGGCAGCGCUGCCGGGUGGGCCUGCUGCCGCAGCUGGCCGGGCUGCCCCGCUACGGAGAGAUCCUCAACUACCCCCCGGCGGCGGCGGCUCCGGUGUCCGCGGGCGGGGAGGCGGCGGGGGACGGCCCGGUGCCCGCCUCCAUGUGGGACUGCGAGGAGUUCCUGCGCCUGGGGCUGCGCUACCGGCACACGGCAGCCGGCGGCUCCCCCAACCGUGACCUGGUGCCGCUGGUGGCUGAGCUGCGGGAGGCAGCCGGCAGCGGGGCACUGCUGAAGCGCGAGUACUUCCAGGUGCUGGUGCGGAUCCGUGCCGGGACUGAGAACGUGGCCCCCAAACCCAGCUUCUUGGCCAUGCUCAUGAUGGAGGUUGACCAGUUUGUCCUCACCGCCCUCACGCCUGACAUGCUUGCGGCCGAGGAUGCUGAGUCACCACCAGACCUGCUGCUCUUCAACAUCACUUCACCCUUUGGCCCUGGCCAGGGGCACAUGGUCAGCACAGACGACCGGAGCUUGCCUGUCUCCUCCUUCAGCCAACGAGACGUGAGGGAGCUGCGCAUCGCCUACCAGCCACCCACAGAGGACUCGGAUCGGGAGCGGCUCUUCGAGCUCGAGCUGGAAGUGUUGGACCCUGAGGGUGCUGCCUCAGAGCCCUUUGCCUUCGUGAUUGUGGUGAAGCCCAUGAACACCCUGGCACCUGUGGUGACCCGCAACACUGGCCUCGUGCUCUAUGAGGGGCAGUCACGGCCUCUCUCAGGCCCUGGUCCCAGCCCCAACCUAGUGAUCAGUGAUGAGGAUGACCUUGAGCAGGUGCGGGUGAGUGUGGUGGCGGGGCUGAGGCAUGGCCACCUCACUCUGCUGGAGGACACCCCAGUACCUGCUGCCCCUCGUAAACACUUCACAGUGGCUGAGCUGGCAGCAGGCCGGGUCAUUUACCAGCAUGACGGCAGUGAGUCUCCACUUAGUGACAACCUGGUUCUGCGGCUGGAAGAUGGUGGCUCUCGCCACCGUGUUGAGUUCCUUUUCCCCAUUACCUUGGUGCCCACUGAUGACCAGCCACCCCUACUCAAUGCUAACACAGGGCUGGCCAUGGCUGAGGGGGAAACAGUGCCCAUCACCACCCGUGCUCUUAGCGCCACUGACAUUGACUCACAGGAUGCCAUCCUGCUCUUCACAGUGGAGUCUGGCCCCACUGCUGGGCAGCUCCUCCUCCGUCAAGCACAGCCACCUCCUGGCUGGGAAGAAGAAGAAGAAGAUGAAGGCUUUUCUUGGACAAGGGUGCCAGGUUUAGCAGGGAGCUCCCUAAUCUAUGAAAAGCCAGUGAGAGAGUGGCUGCAACAGGACAUUGUAGAAGGGCGUCUCUAUUACCACCACUUUGGCCCUCACAGCCCUGGCCCUGGUGUUGUGUUGGACCAGUUUGUCUUCAGAGUCCAGGAUGACAAUGACCCACCCAACCGCUCUGGACCACAGACUUUUGUGAUCCGGGUACAUCCCGUAGACAGAUUAGCCCCAGAACUGCAUAGUAGCAGCAGCCUGCACUUAAUAGUUGCAGAACAGCAGGUGACCCCACUGCGGAGGAAGCACUUGUGUUACACAGAUCAGGAUUCAGGGGAUCGUGAACUCCGCUAUACAAUAACCCAGCCCCCCACGGACACUAACCACCCUCCAGAUGUGUAUGGAGCCCGUCUUGGAUCCCUUGUGCUGACUGAGGAUCACUCUGUGGAAGUUACCCACUUCACCCAAGCCCAGAUCAAUCAUCACAAGAUAUCGUACCGUCCCCCACAGGAAGAGCUGGGGGUGGCUCCUCAUUUGAUUCAGUUUCAGUAUCAAGUGCAAGAUGCGGCUGGCAAUGCAGCUGAAGGGACUUUCACCAUCUACUUGCAGCCUGUGGAUAACCAGCCUCCUGAAAUCACUAAUACUGGCUUCGCUUUGCCUGAGGGAGGCAGCCAUGUCCUUAGUCCAACUGAGCUGGAUGCCAGUGACACGGACACUGAGCUUGCCCAUCUCAGAUUUAUCCUGACCCAAGCUCCUCGGUAUGGCCAGUUGCAGCUUUCUGGGUACAGUCUGAUUCCAGGAGCUGUCUUUGGCCUGGAGGAUAUCAGACAAGGGAGGGUGGUGUAUGUUCACAAUGGAGCUGAAACCAACAGUGAUACCUGCAGGCUUGAUGUGAGUGAUGGAGUUCAUUUUGUGCCCAUCACACUGAAAAUGAACGUGCACCCAGUUGACGAUGAGGUUCCUAUGCUACGGUUGCCCCCAGGCACUCUUGGUUCCUACCUGGAUGUGCUGGAGAACAGUGCUGCUGAAAUCACUGCUAAUGUCAUUCAGGGCACAGAUGAGGAUACAGAUGACUUAAUGUUGACCUUCAUUGUAGAGGAUCCUCCUCAGCAUGGGAACAUCCUGGUCCAAGGGGUGCCUGCAGAGAGAUUUUCCCAGAGAGAUGUGCUGGAUGGUGCUGUGGUAUAUGCUCACACUGGAGGGGAAAUAGGCCGCCUGCCCAAAGAAGAUACCUUCAACCUUACCUUGUCUGACCUGUCUGAGGAGUGGAGUGUCAGGGGCAAUGUUGUACAAGGAGUUUCAGUCUUGGUGACCAUUCUUCCUGUUGACAGUCAAGCCCCAGAGAUUUUUGUGGGGGAGCAGUUCAUGGUUAUGGAAGGUGGUAGACAGGUCAUUACUCCUGCUCACCUCAGGGCUGAAGAUGUGGAUACACCUAAUGAUGAUAUACUCUGCACCAUUGUUGCUCAGCCCACAUCUGGGUACGUAGAGAACAUCUCCCCAGCCCCAGGAUCUGAAAAAUCCAGAGCAGGUAUAGCAAUAAGUGCUUUUACCUUGAAAGACCUCCGCCAAGGGCAUAUUUUUUAUGUCCAAAGUAUACAUAAAGGUGUGGAGCCUGUUGAAGACAGAUUUGCUUUCCGCUGUUCUGAUGGCAUUAACUUUUCCCAAAGGCACGUGUUCCCCAUUGUCAUUAUGCCGAUUAAUGAUGAAGAGCCUGAAAUCUUUAUACGAGAGUUUGUUGUGAUGGAAGGCAUGAGCCUGGUUAUUGAUACCCCUAUCCUCAACGCAGCUGAUGCGGACGUCCCUGCUGAUGAGUUGAUGUUCACAAUCACCAGACUUCCCAGACAUGGCCACAUUGUGAACCAGCUGGUCAAUGGAACUGUCCUGGUGGAGAGCUUCACCUUGGAUCAGAUAACAGAGAGCUCCAACAUACUCUACGAACAUGAUGACUCUGAGACAAAGGAGGACAGUUUUGAGGUGAAACUCACAGAUGGGAAACAUACUGUUAGGAAAAUGGUACUCAUUAUGGUUAUUCCUGUAGAUGAUGAGACACCCAGAAUGGCCAUCAAUGAUGGUUUGGAGAUUGAAAUAGGGGAAAUUAGAACUAUUAAUAACAGAAUAUUGAAGGCUACUGACCUAGAUUCUGAAGACAAAACCUUGACGUACAUUAUAAGAUAUGGGCCAGGACAAGGCCUCUUGCAGAGAAUAAAGCCUUCAGGUGGAGUUGAGAAUAUUACCCUGGGGAUGAACUUCACCCAAGAUGAAGUGGAUAGAAACUUAAUUCGAUAUAUGCAUUUUGGCCGAGAAGGAGUUCGCGAUCUUAUCAAGUUUGAUGUGACAGAUGGAAUAAAUCCUCUGAUUGACCGCUACUUUUAUGUGACAAUAGGUAGCAUUGAUAUUGUCUUCCCAGAUGUAAUCAGCAAAGGAGUGUCUUUGAAGGAAGGAGGGAAGGUAACCCUUACUACUGAUUUGCUUAGCACCAGCGACCUGAAUAGUCCAGAUGAGAACUUGGUUUUCACUAUUACCAGAGCACCUGUUCGUGGUCAUCUUGAAUGCACUGAUCAGCCUGGUGUACCCAUCUCCACUUUUACUCAACUCCUAUUAGCAGGGAAUAAAGUCUAUUACAUUCACACAUCAGAAGAUGAGGUGAAAAUGGACAGCUUUGAGUUUGAGGUGACUGAUGGCUAUAACCCUGUAUUUCGGACUUUCCGAAUUUCUAUCAGUGAUGUGGACAAUAAGAAACCUGUUGUCACCAUCCAUAACCUGGUGGUGAGUGAAAAUGAAUACAAACUGAUAACCCCAUUUGAACUGACUGCAGAAGACAGAGAUACACCUGAUGCAUUGCUAAAAUUUAUCCUUACUCAAGUACCAGUUCACGGUCAGAUCAUGUUCAAUAACUCCAAACCAGUCACCACCUUCACUAAACAAGAUCUAAAUGAAAAUCUAAUCAGCUACAAACAUGAUGGCACAGAAUCAGUUGAGGAUAGCUUCUCUUUCACUGUUACGGAUGGCACUCAUACUGAUUUCUAUGUCUUCCCCAACACUGUGUUUGAAACAAGGAAACCUCAGACUAUGAAGAUUCGAAUAAUGCCUGUGGACAACAGUGUACCUCAAAUUGUAAUAAAUAAGGGUGCUCAGACUCUCCGUGUUCUGGCCACAGGUCACAUUGGGUUUCUGAUUACCAACAAGGUGCUCAAAGUGGAAGACAGGGACAGUUUACACGCAACUCUCAAGAUCAGAAUCACAGAGGGUCCUCGCCAUGGCUUCCUGAUUCACCUGGGGAAAGGCAACCAUAGCAUCAGCCAGUUCACCCAAGCUGAUAUUGAUGAUAUGAAGAUAUGUUAUGUUUUACGAGGGGGUGACAAUGCCACCAGUGACAUUUUUCAUUUCAUGGUUGAAGAUGGUGGAGGCAAUAAGCUGAAGAAGCAACAUUUUCGCCUAAACUGGGCAUGGAUCUCACUAGAAAAGGAGUAUUAUUUAGUAAAUGAAGACUCCAAAUAUCUUGAUGUUGUUCUUAAACGGAGAGGUUACCUGGGGGAAACCUCUUUUAUAAGUAUUAGCACCAAAGAUGGUACUGCCAAGAAAGAUAAAGACUUCAGAGGAAAAGCCCAGAAACAAGUGCAGUUUAAUCCUGGCCAAACUUUAGCUACAUGGCGAGUACGGAUUUUGAGUGAUGGUGAACAUGAGCAGUCUGAGUCCUUUCAAAUUGUUCUUUCUGAGCCUGUCAUGGCAGUUCUGGAAUUUCCUGGUGUAUCCACAGUGGAAAUUAUUGACCCAGGAGAUGAAUCGACUGUCUUUAUUCCUCAGUCCACCUAUACUAUUGAAGAAGAUGUUGGUGAAUUAUUUAUUCCAGUCAGAAGAAGUGGAGAUGUGAGCCAGGAACUGAUGGUUAUUUGCUACACACAACAAGGAACAGCAUCUGGCACCGCCCCAACCUCUGUACUUUCGUACUCUGACUACAUUUCCAGGCCUGAGGAUCACAACAGCAUUCUACGUUUUGACAAAGACGAACGAGAAAAAAUGUGUCGGAUCGUCAUCAUAGAUGAUUCGUUGUAUGAAGAGACUGAGACCUUUGACGUUUUGCUGAGUAUGCCCAUGGGUGGAAGAAUUGGUGCUGAAUUCCCGAGCGCUCGAAUUACCAUUGUACCUGACAAGGAUGACGAACCAUCAUUCUACUUUGGGAAUGAUGAAUACUAUGUGGAUGAGAGUGCUGGCUACGUGGAGGUACGUGUUUGGAGGACUGGAACUGAUCUGUCUAAAGCUGCGUCUGUUACAGUGAGGUCUCGCAAAUCUGAACCAAUAACUGCAGAGGCUGGAGUAGAUUAUGUAGGCAUCAGUCGUAAUUUGGAUUUUUCCCCUGGAGUCAAUAUGCAGACAUUUCGUGUGGUAAUUCUGGAUGACCUUGGACAGCCAGUGUUAGAAGGAACUGAGAAGUUUGAGCUUGUGCUAAGGAUGCCCAUGAAUGCUGCUCUUGGAGAACCCAGCAAGGCCACCAUCUUCAUUAACGACUCAGUCUCUGACUUGCCUAAGAUGCAGUUUAAAGAAUCUGUAUAUGUAGGCAAUGAAAAUGAUGGACAGAUUUCUGCCAUGAUAUACAGGAGUGGGGAUAUCCGAUACACAUCCACUGUGAGGUGCUAUACAAGGCAAGGUUCAGCUCAGGUAAUGAUGGACUUUGAAGAGCGUCCUAAUACUGACAGUUCCAUCAUCACAUUCCUUCCUGGUGAAACCGAGAAGCCUUGCACACUGGUGCUUAUGGAUGAUACUUUCCACGAAGAAGAAGAAGAGCUGCGUCUGGUUCUUGGCACUCCAAGAAGUGAUUCUUCCUUUGGUGCCUCUAUUGGUGAACAAAAUGAGACCCUGAUAAAGAUUCGGGAUGAUGCAGACAAGGCUAUUAUUAAGUUUGGUGAGACCAAAUUUAGUGUGAGUGAACCGAAGGACGUAAGGCAAGUAGCAGUUGUAAAAAUCCCAGUGCUUCGUCUGGGAGACACUUCCAAGGUUUCUGUCGUGAGAGUUCAUACAAAGGAUGGAUCUGCUACUUCUGGAGAAGACUAUCACCCUAUAUCAGAAGAAAUUGAGUUUCAGGAGGGUGAAACACAGCAUUUUGUGGAGAUUGAAGUUCUCUUUGAUGGAGUAAGGGAGAUGAGAGAAGCCUUCACUGUUCACCUGAAGCCUGAUGAGAACAUGGUCGCAGAAAUACAGACAGCCAAGGCCAUUGUUUACAUUGAGGAAAUGAACAGCAUGGCAGAUGUCACCUUUCCUUCUGUCCCUCAAGUUGCAUCCCUUUUGAUAUAUGAUGAUACUUCUAGAGCCAAAGACAGAACCAGUCCCGUAGCUGGCUAUCCUGUCAUCUGUAUCACAGCCUGCAAUCCUAAAUAUGAAGACUUUGAAAAGACUGGUUCAAUAUGUGCGAGUGAGAACAUCAAUAAUACUCUGACCCGAUACCGGUGGCUAGUGAGUGCACCCACUGGUCCCGAUGGUGUGACUAGCCCCAUGAAGGAGGUUGACUUUGAUACCUUCUUCACUUCUUCCAAGAUGAUUACGCUUGACUCCAUUUACUUUCAAGCUGGUUCUCGUGUCCAGUGUGCAGCUCGUGCUGUGAAUUCAGAUGGGAAUGAAGGUCUUGAGCUUAUGAGCCCUAUUGUAACUAUAAGCACGUCAGAAGGUCUUUGUCAACCUCGUAUGUCAGGAGUAGUUGGAGCAGAACCAUUCUCUGCCAAAUUGCGUUAUACUGGCCCAGAAGAUCCUGAUUUUGCCAAUCUCAUCAAACUGACAGUCACAAUGCCACAUAUUGAUGGCAUGCUGCCUGUUAUUUCUACAAGAGAGCUCUCCAACUUUGAGCUGACACUUAGCCCUGAUGGAACUAGAGUUGGAAACCAUAAAUGCUCCAACCUGUUGGAUUACACAGAAGUGAAGACCCACCAUGGUUUCUUGACUGAUGCUACCAAAAAUCCAGAUGUGAUUGGAGAGACCAUUCCCUAUCAAUACAACCCAGCAAUUAGAGGCCUUAAUACCUUACGCUUCUAUCGCAAUCUGAAUCUGGAAGCCUGUCUAUGGGAGUUUGUUAGCUAUUAUGACAUGUCUGAGCUCCUCACAGAUUGUGGAGGCACCAUUGGGACAGAUGGGCAGGUUCUCAACCUUGUACAGUCCUAUGUCACGCUGAGAGUCCCCUUGUACGUGUCUUACGUUUUCCACUCCCCAGUGGGAGUAGGAGGCUGGCAGCACUUCGACCUGCAGUCAGAGCUCCGCCUGACUUUUGUGUAUGACACUGCCAUCCUGUGGAAGGAUGGGAUCGGUAGCCCACCUGAAGCAGAACUGCAAGGUUCCCUGUACCCAACCAGCAUGAGAAUUAGUGAAGAGGGGCGUCUGGUUGUCAACUUCAAGACCGAAGCCCGAUUUCAUGGUGUCUUUGUGAUGUCCCAUCCUGCUACAUCUCUAACGUCCAUGGUUAUGUGUGCUGAUCACCUGGGCCUGACAUUUAGCCUCAGCCUUAUCCGAAGCGAGCCAACGUACAACCAGCCAGUGCAGCAGUGGAGCUUUGUUUCAGAUUUUGCGGUUCGAGACUAUUCUGGAACGUACACUGUGAAGCUGAUAGCUUGUACCACUGCUCCACAUCAGGAGUACAGCCUACCAGUGAUCUGCAGUCCUAGAGAGCCGAUCACAUUUGAUCUGGACAUCCGAUUCCAGCAGGUCAGUGACCCAGUGGCUGCUGAGUUCAGCUUGAACACCCAGAUGUUCCUCCUCUCCAAAAAGACACUGUGGCUAUCUGAUGGCUCAAUGGGCUUUGGGCAAGAAAGUGAUGUUGCUUUCUCAGAAGGUGACAUCAUAUAUGGUCGGGUGAUGGUGGAUCCAGUGCAGAAUUUGGGUGAUUCCUUCUACUGUAGCAUCGAGAAGGUUUUCCUCUGCACAGGAGCUGAUGGAUAUGUACCCAAAUAUAAUCCAUCCAACACUGAAUAUGGGUGCCUGGCUGAUUCUCCAUCCCUUCUGUACAGAUUUAAGAUUGUGGACAAAGCUCAGCCGGAGACACAAGCCACAAGCUUUGGAAAUGUGCUUUUUAAUGCAAAACUUGCCAUAGAUGAUCCUGAAGCAAUUCCAUUAGUUAAACAGCCAGGAUCUGAUGGAUUUAAAGUGGACUCAACUCCUCUAUUUCAGGUGUCUUUGGGUAGGGAGUGGUACGUCCAUACAAUCUACACUGUGCGUUCAAAAGAGAACGCUAACCGUGGAAUCGGCAAAAGGAGCGUGGAGCACCAGUACCACUCACUCUUUAGUGGUGGGAGCCCAGGAACAUCCGCACAGAGACGUCAGAAGAGGGGAGUUGAGCAGGCCUCAGAACUGGCAAAAGACAUUGGAGUGGAAAACAACCGAGGAACGAACAUACAGCACAUCGCGCUGGAUCGCACCAGCAAGAAACAGGUUCCUCAAAGGGAGGUUGCAGUCAACGGCGUUCUCCCCCGGGAACUGAGUAACCAAAGCACAGGGGUCAGCGUUGUCACAAUCAUUAGUGGAGCUGCUGCCAUUUUCCUUGCCAUCUGCUUAAUUGCAACCAUCGUAUUGCUGCUAAAACGGAGACAAAAUUCUGACCCGGGAACUGAAAUCAUUAGUGGAGCUGCUGCCAUUUUCCUUGCCAUCUGCUUAAUUGCAAUCAUCGUAUUGCUGCUAAAACGGAGACAAAGGAAGAAGGAAGCCACGAAGGAGUCGGACAGCAACGAGCCAAUGAUGCUACCAUAUAAUUACACCAGCGACAGCUCAGAGGUUUGAUUCCAGGACCUCAGGGUUCAAGCCAGAGUCUCCAAAGUGCCUCAGAAAAAAAGCAAAAACAAACAACUUGAACUGCACUUUGUUCACAGCAGAUCAUGGUAACUCAUGAGGAACAAAAAGUUCAUAUGCUUCUAGGUGUACUUGAAAUUUUUUAUCCUGAACUCUUGCUGCCAUUAUCAACAACAGAAGAGUCUGUAUUGAAUCUCCCACUUUGCACGACAGGUGAUACUGACGUCCACACAUCAUGCACUAAUCUUAAGCAGCAAUUCAAGGAACUGCAUUGUAAGGGAGAGGUUUUUGUUUUGUUUUUGUAUUUUCUGACAUUUAAAAAUGUAGAAGAAACUGUCCAAAGGUGCUACAUAUCCUGUCUGCAAUAUGAGAGGAAAUCUGUUUCUUUGGAAACACAGAAUACUUGAGAGGAGGAAUCCUUACACUCUUCAGUUAAAUUUUGUACUGUUUCUCACAAAGAACUCAAUGUCUACAAUUAGUCCGAAAGGUGAUGAAAUGCCUCAGGCAUGAAUCCUCCCUCCUAUAGGCUUUUGACUUCACUUAGCUAUACCAGUGAUUUAUUUUAUUUCUUUUUUUACUUAUAUGUAACUGAAUUUUUGAAAAAGACAGCUAGACUAGACAGCAUAACAUUAUAAUCAGUUGCAUGUCACAGGAUGCAAUACAUACUUUUUAUUCAGCUAUUUAACCUGAGAAUUUUUUUUUCUUAUUUAUGAUUUUAUAAAGCCAAAGAAUACAACAAAUACAUAAAUAAUUUUGUUUUUCAUGGAAACUGGACGCUUAUGUGUCUUAAAUUUAUAAUGGAUCAUGGAACUGUUUUAAGGUAAAUUAUAUUUCUUAGUGCAUAUCCCCUGCUGGGAAAUGCAAACAUUAUUAUUUCAGUGCCUAGAGAAGAUGAUAGAGUUAGAUUCAUAAUGCAGAGGACAAGGUUCUGCCUGAACUGAGCCUAAGAAUCAUGAUACUGAAUCCACCAUGUGAUUGUCAGUUGCCGUAUUAAAUGGCGACAAAGCAAAGAAAAAAUUGACAUUUAAUUGAAUGGAGUAGCAUUUAUUACUGUAUAAUCAUAGCACAUCUUGACAAACGUGCUGGGUCAUUGUUGGGCAUGUUGUAACAAGUGACUGCUUUUACAAGAGGAAUUCUAGUUUUCUGUCAGUGUUCUCGAUGCAGGUAACACGACAGCAUGAUGUUCCACAGAAGUUUGGAUCAGCAGUGUCCCGUGUCAGUUCUUAUCCAGACAGGACCUGUUCUGUCCCAAAGACAUCCUGCCAAAUGCUUGGCCAUGAAGAAUACAUAACCUUCAGGACACAUUGUCCGGUUUGUCUCACUAGCGUUCUCUAUGAAUAAGGCAUUUCAAGUCAAUGGAAUUAAUCUAUAUAAACUAUAUAAAAUCUGAAUUUAAGACUGUUGCUAAAAUCCCUGUUCCCUUCCACCGUCUGGUGGUGGUGGGUUCGGGCAGCCCCCAAACUACCUUCAGCUGCAAUACACUUGGCAUUUGGUGUUCUGGGGACCAUCCUGCAGGGAUCUGAGUCGGCAGAACAGGAAUCUAACUUGCAAGCAGCCUGGCUGCGAGCACACGAUGCUGCCUCUGAACUAAAAAAAUCUACCCAAAAGGCUUCCUGGCCCGGCCGUGGUGCCCUGUCAACUCUGCACAACCAUCCUCUGAGCCAUAGAUGCUCGGAAACAUUGAGGUCCGCUAGCCCAGGAAUAUCUGUGCUAUGAUUCAUGGUACUGUGUGAAUAUGCCCACAGAGGGACUCACACUGAUUUCUCUUGCUCUGGAUUUUUGAUACGACCUCACUGAUUUAAAAAGAUUUCAUCAGGUUUUUCACAAAAUGAAUCAGGUGAAAACCUGUCCUAACUUUUCUAGGUUUUUCUGAAGGCUGUGAUUCAAACUGCUUAAUUGAAGGAUGUUUGCAGCAACCUAAGGGUCAAACUCCAUUACUGAAACCAUGCAGUCAUCUUUUAUUUUAAUUAAUCUGAGUUCUAGCCUGAAACAAUUAUCCGCAAGACGUGCCCAGUGCAUUAGACCUUUUCCCUAGUCACCUGACAUUAAUUUACUCUUUUAAUGAAGUUCCUGGUAUUGUGAUCCAUGUAUUAUGUGUGCAAGAUUGAUCAAAGACUUAACCCACAGAUACUUUUUGUAUUUAAGUUCACAAUUAAGUUGAAAGUGUGACCUAAGAUCAAAUUUGCCUUUGUGCCUGUAUGCGAAGUCACUAUGAUAAUGAGAAAUGCAGAAUUUGUCUCCAAGAAACUGCGUGUUUGGAUAAUAGCAGUCAAUGAUUCUACAGUAAAAUGGGACACAUGUAAAUAAUAGAACAUUUUAAUAUUUAUAAAAUGCCUGUUUUGUAUAAGCAGAGAAGAUCUUUUAAAAAAUAUAUAUAUAAAAUACAGAAAUUAGGUGUUUAUAAGUAGAGCUAUUUUUCUGCUUUUGAAUUUUAAAAGACUGAAAUAUCUUUAAAGUUGCUUGCAGGCAAAAUCUCUUUUUUUAAUUAUUAUUUCUUUUUAUAUCACAUCAAUACCCAUGUGUUCUACAAGCCAAAUAUUUAGCCCAGUAAACAACUUUAUCACUGCUUUUAAUAGUGUCUGAUUAAAACUCAAGUGUUUAGGUUGACUAUUAUCAGACUAAUAUUUUUCUAAUAAUAUAUAAAAUCAUAGCGCAAACUGAUGAUAACAAAGGAAAACACAAAGCAAACACUGAAAAGCUGGACAAGUAUGAGUAAGAUUCAUGAGUCAGAUAUCAAAGUCCUCUGCCUGGGAAAAAAAUCCCAAUGUUUUCAGUAAGCCCUACCAGAUUUGUCCCAUUCUUAAGAAAUUAGAUUUCUUACAAUUCAGUGAACUAUAAAUCCACCUGGAAUAGCAUGCCUUUUUUUAUUAUGGCUUCAAGGUUUUAGAUUUCAGCAAGACUUUUUGGAGGCUUAUUAACAUUUUCCCUUCUACUUAACAAGUGGCCUUGUUUAUACUAACCUGAAUAAGUGCCUCAUUCCCAGUUAUGUGCACAAAUAUGUUAAUAUUUAUCUAUCCAUACAAUAAACUGAGUAUAUUUUAUAUAUAUAUUUAACCUAUUUCCAGAUUAUGUAUUCAAUCUUCUUUUCACUGGAGAUGCUUAUUCUGCUAUCAGUAAUACCAUUUUUUAAAGCCUUUAUACAAUAAUUACUGUGUUUAAAUUUGUUAUCAAGCUGUCAAAAAUCUUUCUGUGCAUAUUUAUUUGGAACAAUUUUUUUGCUUAUGUCUAUGGCUGUGAUAUUUGGCAUUUGUAUCAGGAAAAAAAAUAAAACUACUUCUGGUUUGGUUACUGAA